Molecule: messenger RNA, 1828 nt
Organism: Condylura cristata (star-nosed mole)
Lineage: Eukaryota; Metazoa; Chordata; Mammalia; Eulipotyphla; Talpidae
Gene: MICU2
Product: mitochondrial calcium uptake 2
Exons: 11
Biological process (GO): calcium import into the mitochondrion; mitochondrial calcium ion homeostasis
Cellular component (GO): uniplex complex
Molecular function (GO): calcium ion binding
Source: RefSeq, a predicted model, not a curated record
UCCGCAAAGAUGGCGGCGGCGGCGACUCAGGGCGCUCGACUGGCAGCCUGGGGCGGAAGACUGCGCCGGGGUUUCGCUGCCAGCCGGCGGGCCUUGCGGGUCCCCGGCCCCUGGGCGGCAGCAGUGGCCGGCAUAUCCCUGGCAGGAGCGGGAGUGGCGUGGCACCACGGCCGUGUGAAUAGCGCGGCGUCCGAGGGCAGGCUCACUGUCCCGGCACAGAAAAAUAUCUAUGAAAAAAUGAUGGGAAGAUCAUCUCUUCGUAAACAGCGCUUUAUGCACUUUUCUUCACUGGAACAUGAAGGAGAGUAUUAUAUGACACCACGAGACUUCCUCUUUUCAGUUAUGUUUGAUCAAAUGGAACGUAAAACGUCAGUCAAGAAGUUGACAAAAAAGGAUAUCGAUGCUGUACUGGCAGGAAUCCCGAAAUCCAGUGGUGGAACAACCUUUUUUAGAGACCUUGGAGAUAAAGGACUGAUUUCAUAUACUGAGUAUCUUUUCUUGCUUACAAUCCUCACUAAACCUCAUUCUGGGUUUCAUGUUGCUUUUAAAAUGCUGGAUGCAGAUGGUGAUGAAAUGGUCGAAAAAAAGGAAUUUUUUAAGCUGCAGAAGAUCAUAAGCAAAGAAGACGACUUGAAGACACCUAAUGAAAUAGAAUGCGAGAACCCAACAGUGAAAGACUGUGAUAUUAGCACAACCCUUGAGAUUUAUUUCUUUGGAAAAAGAGGAGAAAAAAGACUUCAUUAUAGAGAAUUUCGAAGAUUUAUGGAAAGUUUACAAACAGAGAUCCAAGAAAUGGAAUUCCUGCAGUUUUCUAAAGGUUUGAAUUUUAUGAGAAAAGAAGACUUUGCAGAAUGGCUACUCCUUUUCACUAACACUGAAAAUAAUGACAUUUAUUGGAAAAAUGUGAGAGAGAAAUUGACAGCAGGAGAGGGCCUUGAAUACAUUCUUAAUGGGUAUUUUUGGUUUUGUUUCACUACUCAAAUAAUAAAAAUUUAAACUAAUUCCAUUUACACUGUUUCCAUAGUUUGUGAGUUGUUUUAUGUUUACUAUUUUUUAGCGGAGUUUAAGAGAGCUGUGAAAGUAGCAACAGGACAAGACCUCUCAAACAAUAUUUUGGACACAGUGUUCAAGAUCUUUGAUUUGGAUGAUGAUGAAUGUCUGAGUCAUGGAGAGUUUCUUGGGGUAUUAAAAAACAGGAUGCAUCGAGGCUUAUGGGUUCCACAGCAUCUAACUAUACAAGAGUACUGGAAAUGUGUGAAAAGAGAAAGCAUUAAAGGAGUAAAAGAAGUCUGGAAAAAAACUGGAAAAGGUCUUUAGAAAAAGAUAAUGAGGAAAUUAUAUUGUUCCUAGUGUCAAAAUUUGAGUUGUUUUUUUUUUAAAUACUAGAUGUUUAUCUUUUAAGCCUUCUUUGAUUUCCUUUGUGAUACAGAUAUUCCUUGUAUUUGCUUUCUGACUCAGUGUAUUAAUAGCAUGUCAUUGAAGAACUUAAAAAGUAAAAUAAAGUUACCUUUUAUGAAGGCAGGUAUUAGAUUCUGUGAAAAGACCUAAGAUUGAAGUAACACUUUGUAAUUUGAAAAGGUGGGAAACCUAGAUUAUUCUCUGAUUUCUUAGACACAAUAGCACAUUAUACUUUCUGGAAGGGAAAAUGAGAACUUAUGGGGGGAAAAUAAUUAUUGUGCAAAACCAGUAUCAAUUCCACAUACUUCUUAUAGGACAAAUUAAGUUAAAAAUAUUUCAGGUUUUCUCAUCUAUAUCAUACCGUAUAUUUCUUGUAUAUUUUAUUUCAGCUUGCUAUAUGUUAAGUGUCUUGAAUAAAAUAUAUGUUUCA